This is a messenger RNA of Rhizophagus irregularis DAOM 181602=DAOM 197198, 1140 nucleotides long. RefSeq lists its product as uncharacterized. Lineage: Eukaryota; Fungi; Glomeromycota; Glomeromycetes; Glomerales; Glomeraceae. The record is from RefSeq and is a predicted model, not a curated record.
AUGACACAUAAUGGACUUGGAUAUAAAUAUAUAUUUAUAUUAAUAUUAAUAAUAUUAACAUUAAUUACAACGUCACCAACUUAUUGCUCUCUUCAAAAGAGGCAGGCACCAGAACCGGUGAUAGAUCCAAAAAAUCCACCACCACCACCUGGUCCUUGUAAAGACUGUGCUGACAACUGUUGUGCAAGUUACAGAACUUGUUUGAAUGAUCCAAAUUCUAAUCCUACUUCAUGCAAUGAUGCGUCAAAAAAUUGUAAUAUCAAUUGCAACGCGGGAGGAUGCAAAGGUAUAACUUAUUAUCUAAAUUGCAAUAACCCAGAACCAACACCUAUACCAAAAAAUCCACCACCUCCUCCGGGACCAGCACCUAGUACACCUAAAGUAAAUCCAAAAAAUCCACAACCACCUCCAGGACCAGCACCUAGUACACCUAAAGAACCUGUGAAAAAUCCAAAAAAUCCACAACCACCUCCAGGACCAACACCUAGUACACCUGAAGAACCUGUGUUAAAUCCAAAUAAUCCACCUCCUCCUCCUGGUCCUUGUUUGGACUGUAUUAUCAAAUGUUGUGCACCUUAUUCAAGUUGUAUACAAGGCACCAAUUCUAAUCUUAAUCUAUGCGAAGAUGCAUUAAAAAAAUGUAAUAUUGAUUGCAACGUGGGAGAUUGCAAAGAUGUAGAUAAUUUUUAUUACGAUUGUAACUCGCCCAAAACUGUGCCAUCUAGUUCUAUUAAACCGCCAGUAAAAACACCUAUAAUUACUUGCUCCUCCUCUAGUGAUCCUAAAUGUUUUCCACCAGGAAUUGCUCCAAUAAUUACUACUAUUACAAAGGAAGGAGUAGAAACACCAACACAAGUCCCUAAUAACGUAAAAUUGACAACAACCAUAACAACACUUACAUCAUAUUUUGCUGGGUACACAACAACUAACUCUCUGGGAUCGUCUACAUCCAUCCUUCCAUCCACUCUAUACAUAGUGAAGAGUAUUGCAAUUACUGAACCUACUGAACCCGCAAAUAAUAAUACAGUUGCUUCAGAUUGUACUACAAUUUUGUACAAUUUUAAUAUCUAUGGUUUAUGGGAUGUUACAUUAAGUUUAGCUGUAAUCAUUGCAACAUUUAUUUUUAUGAUAUUGGCAUAA